Neohortaea acidophila is the source of this 1248-nucleotide messenger RNA. Its product is annotated as Glucanosyltransferase-domain-containing protein. The record is from RefSeq and is a predicted model, not a curated record. The transcript has a single exon. Gene Ontology annotation, molecular function: 1,3-beta-glucanosyltransferase activity. Gene Ontology annotation, biological process: fungal-type cell wall (1->3)-beta-D-glucan biosynthetic process. NCBI's taxonomy places the organism in Eukaryota, Fungi, Ascomycota, Dothideomycetes, Mycosphaerellales, Teratosphaeriaceae. Gene Ontology annotation, cellular component: fungal-type cell wall; cytoplasm. The coding region runs from base 1 to 1248 and encodes 415 amino acids.
AUGGAGAAGAUGGAGCAACUCCGCGAAGCCUUGCCACCCAUCCCGGCGACAGAGCCAAUCUACACCAGAGGCAACCAUUUCUACCAAGGCAACCAGAGAUUCAUGAUCCGAGGAAUCUGCUACUACUCGCCCGAAGACCAUCCAGAGCACCUAACAGGCGACAUGCUCGACGACGAGCACCUCGACGACCUGCGUCGCGAUAUUGCAAACUUCCGCGAGCUCGGCCUGAACACCAUCCAAGUCUCCCACCUGCGCCCAGCCCAAGACCACAGCAAAGCAAUGCACCUGCUCCGUGACGCAGGCAUCUACGUCCUCGUCAAACUCGCCGACGACGGCAUCGUCGCGCCCACUCCCCGCCAAGCCCACGGCCUCCCGCCCUUCAAUCCCAACUUCAACACCGCCCGGCACUACCCCACGCACACCCUCGAGUGCGCACUCCGACUCGCCAGCCAAUUCGCCCACCACCCCAACACCCUCGCUUUCACCAUCUCCGGCAGCGCUCUGCGUGUGCCCGCCACCACCAAAAUCGCCGAAGUCAUCCGCGCCUUACUCGCCGACACAAAACACUACCUCCGCCUGCAGCCCAGCCCGCGCCGCAUCCCCGUAGGCGUCAGCCUCUCCGACAACCUAUCCCUCGCCCUCUUAUCGCAGACCUAUUUUCUCGCGGGGCCGGCAGAGACGCGCGCCGACUUCCUCGCCCUCGACAGCUGGGGUUGGAUGGGAGCGCGCUCGAGCUUCUCCGUCAGCGGGUGGAAGAAUAUGAUUGACCGGCUCGCUGGGCUGCCUGCUCCGAUGCUGCUCGGCGCUUUUGGCACGCCGACGCCGGAGAAGCCGCGCGCGUGGACGGAGAUUUUGUCGCUGUAUUCCCCCGACAUGACAGGCGUGUUUAGCGGCGGGUGCGUUCAUCGGUAUGCGCAGCGCCGGGGGAGCGACUGGUAUGACACCAUGUAUGCCGUUGUGGAAGUGGUGGAGGGCAGCGAGGGGAGAGAGGUGGUGAAGAAGAAGGAGUUUGGCACUCUGAAGGAGAGAUUUCGUACUGUUGAUGCUCGGCGGGCGGAGGAGACUUGGGGUGCUGGAGUGGCGAGGAAGGACUUCGAGGCCUGGAGGGGUGAGUUCCCUGCUAAAUCGAUAAACCAAUGGUAUGCCACCGAGCAUAUCCCGCGCUUUGCUGGGGAUUGGAGCGCUCUGGUCAAGGAAAUAGAAGAAGCGAGAGAGUGGGUGUUUGUAGAGAAGUCGGCGGCGGCUUGA